UGCAGAGACUUCUAACCUCCUGAUAAGUUGAUUUGUUUACAGUAAAAAUACUUGUUUUUUGCCGGGACAUUUUUAAUUAUAAUUUAUUGUAUUGAGUGAUUAGUAAAAAUAAGUGGAGAUGGAGAAUAUAAAAAUGAGUAGCAAUCAAAAUUUGAAUGAUGAUUCGCUAGAAAAAAAUUACUUGGCAGCGUAUCAGGAAUUGAAAUUUUCAAAGUCGGAUAAGAAUAAUUUUGAUAGGGAUCGGAAGUGUUUGGCAUUAAAAUAUCACACCGCAAAAAAAAGCUCUGAGGAAUUAGCCCUUCGUCUUUUAUCACACGAUAUCGACGACUAUAUUUCGCAAAUGGCCACUCGCGAAGUCCUUCAGUCCCCUAAUACAAAACGCACUAAAAACGUCUCAAUUCCGUCUAAAAUAACUAGUUCCGAAAUAUUGUCUCUCAUCCAACCGCUGCCUUGUCAAAAAGACCCCCUGCAAUCCUGUAAAUCUACUUUACCCAGCGAACGUGACGUCGAGAAUAUCAUUGGCUACUGGAACGGUAAAAAAGAGUCACCACGUCGUCGCAAAGUAUCUCAAGUCUUAAAAAGCCAAGACAGUAACUCUAGCCCAUAUAAAAAUUACUCAAACUCCGUUUCAAAUUUUUCAAACCAAAGCCCUAGUUAUUCAAACCAAGCUCAGAAUUACCCAAAUCAAGGCCCUGUACAAUCUAGAUCAACGUCAUUCCCAUCACAAAACAACCAAGAGCGCGAUUUAUUAAAGCGCCAAGAAAAACGUUCACAGUUUGAUAACCUCUAUAAGAAAUACAAUCGUCGCAAUGACGACGAGGAUGAUUUGCUACCAACUUCUCAAUCCAGUAAUAAAGAUACGCGUAAACUAGAGCCCUUUAAAUCUGGUCGUCAGAUCAAUAUCCAGCAGCAGAAAGCGAAUAAAUCUAAGCCCCAGGGUAAAACUCUUGGAGGCAAGACAUCUGUGAGCAAACCAUUUGUCUCCCCUUUUAACAAACGCGAUGAGGAAGAAAAAGUCGAGCGUUCAGACAGUCAGGAAGACAUGGACUGCGACGAUGAACGUCUUAAAAACAUAGAUCCCAAAAUGAUUGAACUUAUACGCAAUGAAAUAAUGGACUCUGGGGCUCUAGUGACUUGGAAUGAUGUUGCAGGCCUUGAGAAAGCUAAAAGUAUCAUUAAGGAAGCCAUUGUCUUGCCUAUGUUGCGUCCAGAUAUUUUUACAGGACUAAGACGUCCUCCGAAAGGAAUUCUGCUAUUCGGGCCACCUGGAACUGGCAAGACCCUAAUUGGCAAAUGUAUCGCUUCUCAAAGUAAGUCGACGUUCUUCGCUAUUUCCUCGAGUUCGCUUACGUCCAAGUGGGUCGGAGAGGGCGAGAAAAUGGUACGGGCUCUAUUUGCUGUGGCGCGGGUUUAUCAACCGUCGGUUAUUUUUAUCGAUGAAAUCGAUUCCCUGUUGAGCCAGCGGUCGGAUACAGAGCACGAGAGUUCAAGAAGAAUAAAGACUGAGUUCUUGAUACAUCUAGAUGGCGCGACCACAGGUGACGAUGAUAAGAUUUUGCUAAUAGGAGCGACUAAUAGACCGGGAGAACUUGAUGAGGCUGCUAGAAGACGUUUUGUUAAACGAUUGUAUGUCCCGUUGCCAGAGUUUGAAGCAAGGAAGCAAAUUGUUAAUAACUUGUUGCGUAAUGAGAGACAUCAUUUGUCGGAAGAGGAUGUCGAGACAGUUGCCGAGAAGGCUGAUCAUUUUUCAGGAGCUGAUAUGACGACACUGUGUAAGGAAGCGAGCAUGGGUCCGAUUAGAAGUAUUCCCUUUGAUAUGAUGGAGAAUAUUAGAAUGGAAGACGUGAGAGGGGUGACGAUUGAUGACUUUUUGGAGGCAUUCAAACGCGUGAGACCUAGUGUUGCGCAGGAUGAUUUGGUCCAUUAUGUCAAAUGGGAUAAAACUUAUGGCAGUGGCACUGCUGAGUAAAACAUUUUUUUUUCAUUUAUUUCAAUUAAUUAUAAAUAAAAAUUUAAUUGAUACCUCAAUUUCGCUGUUAUUUCAUAGAUAUUUUAGUUUUCAUAAGACAUAGUUAUAAGUUGAUAAAAAGUUUACUUCCAUGUAUCAGAAAUUUGUCAAUCUCAUAUUUACUGAUAAGCUAAUGUAAUAAAAUUUGUAUUCUUUUGUUUCAUAAAAUAAAAUUUCAUACUUUUAA
This is a messenger RNA of Microplitis mediator, 2195 nucleotides long. Its product is annotated as fidgetin-like protein 1. Gene Ontology annotation, molecular function: ATP hydrolysis activity; microtubule severing ATPase activity; ATP binding. The record is from RefSeq and is a predicted model, not a curated record. Lineage: Eukaryota; Metazoa; Arthropoda; Insecta; Hymenoptera; Braconidae. The transcript is spliced from 2 exons. Bases 119 to 1969 code for a protein of 616 amino acids.